Molecule: messenger RNA, 1032 nt
Organism: Cricetulus griseus (Chinese hamster)
Lineage: Eukaryota; Metazoa; Chordata; Mammalia; Rodentia; Cricetidae
Source: RefSeq, a predicted model, not a curated record
AUGGUUGUUUUACCUGAAAUGUGGGCCCUGUAUGGCAGUUUAGAAGUGGAGGCAGUCUGUCCGAUUUGCUUGGACUUUUACUCUAGACCUAUUUAUCUCUCCUGUGCACACGUAUUCUGCUUUGACUGCGCUGAGAAUUGGAUGGCAAGAAAGGAAGAUUUGAUAUUGACCUGUCCCAUGUGUCGAGAAGAAAACAAGAGACCAGUUGUGCAUGAAUGGGUUAUUAGAGAGCUGAUCAUUCUUAUUAAGCAGCAUGGCUCCCUCCUGAAGCAACAAAUGGGGCAGAUCACUGGACUCCUGAGGUUGUGUGCAGAGGCUGCGGCUCUGGAAGCUGACACUGGUGACUCCUCCUUGGUACUCUCUGAUGAUUUAAGGCAUGUGUGCUGGGAGAAGCCUGGUCACAGUUUGGUGGAAGAUCCCCCAAGAUUCAUCCCUUUAGCCAGUGUCCUGGACAGCUCCCACUUCUCUUCUGUCUGCCAAGAAGUUGAUGCCAGGGAAGAGAAAGAGUGGACUCCAGAUGUUUGUAAGGAGCCCGUGAGCAGGAGGAACGAUGGUCAUAAUUUGGUAGAAGAUCCCAGGAGAUUCUCCACACUGGCCUGUGUCCUGGACAGCUCCCACAUCUAUUUGGUCUGCCAAGAAGUUGAUGCCAAGGAAGAGAAAGAGUGGACUCCAACUGUUUGUAAGGAGCCUGUGAGCAGGAGGAACCUUGGUCAUAACUUGGUAGAAGAUCCCAGGAGAUUCAUCCCACUGGCCUGUGUCCUGGACAGCUCCCACAUCUAUUCGGUCUGCCAAGAAGUUGAUGUUGGGGAAGAGAAAGAGUGGAUUCCGACUGUUUGCAAGGAGCCAGUGAGCAGGAGGAACCAUGGUCGUAACUUGGAAGAUCCCAGGACACUCACCCCACAGGCCUGUAUCCUGGACAGCUGCCAUAUCUGUUCAGUCUGGCAUUGGGAAAUUGAUAGGUGGAAAGGGAAAUGUAAAGAGUUCUCUCUGUAUCUCCUUUGUGGACUCUUCGAGACCAUGCCUUUGUUCUGA